This is a messenger RNA of Mya arenaria, 3513 nucleotides long. RefSeq names its product coiled-coil domain-containing protein 146-like. The coding region runs from base 114 to 2978 and encodes 954 amino acids. The record is from RefSeq and is a predicted model, not a curated record. The transcript is spliced from 20 exons. Gene Ontology annotation, cellular component: cytoskeleton. NCBI's taxonomy places the organism in Eukaryota, Metazoa, Mollusca, Bivalvia, Myida, Myidae.
AGCAACAGUUUCCGUGUUUACAUGUCAUGGCGGACUUGGAUGAAAAAUUAAUGAGAACAAUGAUUUUGGCGUAAUAAAGAGUUUCUUGCACGCGACAAUCAAACAGAUCAAAAAUGAGUGAUCCUGGGGCGGGGGAGAGGGGGGAAGGGUCCCCUGACGUGCUUGAGUAUGCGGCCCCUAUUUCUGCCCAGCCCCCUAAAGUUGUCCACCAGGAGGAGAGCCAGGUUGAGGUCUCAGCCAGCCCCGCCUUCCAGAGUCUUGAUGAGCUAUUUCACGAAGGAAAGCUCACAGGAACAAAGGUGGCCUAUCUAAAAGCAAAAUACACAGAGCUUCAUGAGAUGCUCAAAAGCACUCGUGACAGUGAAGCCAGUUUACUUAAGCAGGCUAAGGAGUGUGCGGCAGAGUUGGAACGUCAACGCUCUGAGCUUGAAAGGGCAGAUAACUUCCCUGACAGCUCUAACACAGAAGUCUCAAAGCUCCGACAGCAGCUACUGAAGUACAACAAUGACCUGAAACAGGCACAGGAGAGGCAGUAUCAGCAGGAAUACCAGAUUGAGAUUUCUACAGAGGAAAAGAAACUUAUGGAAAGAGAAUAUGCAAGAAUGCCCAAGGCAGGGGAGAUUGAGAAGAAGAUGAAGGAACUUCAAGCGGCAUGUGAUGACAUGAAGAAGGAGAUUGUGCAGCGUCAACUCGAGACUAAGACAUUACGUGAGGACCUUGACAACUCCACGCGCCAGGUGAAAAAGGACCAGCAGGAAUAUGAGAAGGAACAGGAGAAAAUGGAGAAUCUUAAGGGCGAGCUGGUCCAAGUAAACACAGUUCCAAACCAAAUUGCAAAAGAGGCAGACAAAAUCAACAGAAAGAAUAAUGAGCUGGUGACCCAACUGCAAGAAUAUGAGAAGGAGUUCCAGGACAUGGUUGCACAGAAGCGCAAUGUUGAAAACAAGCUACGUGGGCUGGAGGAAGAGAAAUAUGACAUGGACAACGAGGUGGAGAAACAGAAACAAGCACUCAAUGAUAAGGAUAGAGAGAUGGAGGUGUUACAGAAGGAUUAUGAGUACGCCAAAGACCGGGAGGCGGUGCUUAUGGGAGACAGGGCGACCUUAGAUUUGAACCUACGACACAUACACCUAGAAAAGAAGAAUGCCCACGAUAUCCAUUCAAGAAAAAUGCGAGAAAAAGAUCGCGACCUCAGAAAUAUGAAGAAAGCAGAACUUCAGCUUAGAGUGGCAGAAGAAAAUCUCAAUCAUAAUAAAUUGAUUUAUGAGAAAAUGAAAUCUCAGGUUGACUCACUGCCAAAGGAUGAUGGGACUGCCAUAAAGAAGCGGGAAGAACUGCAGAAGGAGGUUGAACAGACAAAGAGGGCUCUCGCUCAACAGAACUCUCUGACUGCUGUGGAGCAUGUAAAACUGGAGGCUAGCGCAGCUGAAGAACAGAAUCUGUUGUAUGAACAAUCUGACCUCCGUAUUGAGGUGGUUGAACUCACCAGACUUGCUGCUAUCAAGGCUGAUGAGCGUGAACAGAAGGCUCGUGACUUUAUGCGUGCAGAGAUGCGUUACCACAAGGCCGUAGAGGACCUGAAAACGAAACAGCUCCUCAUACAGGACCAUGAGAAAAAACACAAAGAAAUGCAGAUCAAGUUGAAGGACUUUGCUAAGCUGUAUGAUGUUAUAAAGAAUGAGCGAAACAAGUGUGUGAACCUAAUCCAGACAAGUACUCAGAAGGCUGCUGAGAUGAGGGAGAAAAUCAAGAUCCUGCAGAACGAGAUUGAAAUCCUACGCACUGCAGUCACACAAAAAGAUAGAUACUUACAAAAACAGAGGUUGAAACACAUGAACAGCGUUGUUAUGAGAGACAGUUUACGGAAUGAGGUUGCAAAGCAACAGAGAAUAGAAGAAGAAAUGCAUGACAAGCGAGAUCAGCAGAAGAUGGACAUCGGGAAGCUCAACAUGAUGAUCAACUCGGCCGAAGAACAGAUGACGAAGCUAAGAAACCGAUAUGAGAAGGCCAUUACUCACAGAAAUGAAAGGGGCAUUAAAUUGAUAGAACGGAAUGAAGAGGUCUGCAUUUUCUAUGAAAAGGUCAACAUUCAAGACCAGAUGAUCCGUAAUGGCUCAGUAGAACUACAGGCUCGUGAGGAAGAGAUCCGCUUCAUUAAGAUGCAGCAGAAUGAGGAGAAUCGAUCCAUCGCCGUCCUCCGUGCUCAGCUGCCCAACAAGACAAGCCUAGAACAGGAUCUAGUCACACUACAAAUACAGCUGCAGCAGUGCCAGGACCGAAUGUUGGAGCUGGAGAAACAGCUGGAAAACCCGUAUGACGAGAGUCGUGUCAGAUAUCUCGAGGGUAAAGACCUACCGCCUGCUGAGAUGCACGAGAAAAUUGAAGAUUUGGAGACUCGGCUGUCAGAGAAGGAGGAGCAGUUACUGGAGAAGGACCUUGUGUUUGAGCAAGUCACACGGCUGGUGGGUCGGGUACGGAACAGGGCGGAGACUGGCAAAGACGAUACAUUAGACCUCGCAAAGAAGGUAAAUGAGCUUCAAGCCCGGAUCAAGGACACAACCCGUAAGAUGAUGGCAAUGGUUUCGGAGGUCUCAAUGAACCAGGCAAAUGCUAUGAAGCUCCAACAGUCGCUGAAGGAGCGAGAGUCAGACCUUGAACAGUGCUACAUCCGCAUGGAAAAGGGCGAACCACCGAGUGAAGAGAUCGAGAGGUUGUGGCUGAAGUUGCUCCGUGAUGAAGAGAGGCGAAUCUUUGAUCAGGAGGAGAAGAGACUGAUAGAGGAAGAGGAGGAGCAGUACCAGAUAGCUGGUGGGGUAACGACGACUGCCGAGCCCCGACCCAAUGCCUACAUCCCUGAUGAUGACAGCGAGCUUCCUAUCCCGCGCCCGUAUGGCAAACAUGCCCCCUUCAAGCCCAACGAGCAGGGCUCAACCAUGCGGCAUAUCAGGAAACCUGUGCCUAAGCCCAUUGAGAUAUAGGCUUGCCAGACUUGUGUGAAUGGAGGUUCAAUUGUGACAGUGGAAAUACAAGUGUGUGUGGUACAUUGUAUAAUUCACUGAAAUUCAUGGUGCAUGGUGCAACUGUGAACGAUGUUUAAAUGGAGAAAAAAAGGAAAACUUUCAAUUUAUGGUGUUCUUUUUGCAUUAAAGAAACAAACAAUGUAAUUUCUAUUGUUGUUUUGAAUUCCCUUUAAAUGACAAUUCUGUUGAUAAAUAUUCUUAAAAUACAAAAUUGAAAUAAAGUUUGAACGUUUUUUAUUUAAAUUGAAUAAUAAGCCUUCUGUGAUAAAUUUCAAGUCUAAACAAAUGAAAACAUAUAUGCUUUGUAAGUUAUUUAUUUAGCUUAUGUCAAUGCAGUUGGUACAAAUUAUCGUCAUAUAAUUGUGUUUUUGUUAUUCUAUUUUUAUGAAUAGCAUCUGUUAUAUAUUGUGUAUCAGUGUAUUCAUCUUUGAUUUUCCCAUUAGAAGAUGCAUUUGAGAUGUUUACAUUUCAUUAAUAAAGAACAUUUAAAAUU